Molecule: messenger RNA, 481 nt
Organism: Staurois parvus
Lineage: Eukaryota; Metazoa; Chordata; Amphibia; Anura; Ranidae
Source: the annotation of a GenBank genome assembly
UCAUGCUGCUGCCAGGUCAGAGAGUGUGUUAUGGGUCCCUGUACGGCCUCCCAUUGCUGCUGUCUCCAUCGCACACUCUGCCAUGUGCCACUUUCAGGUCUCUCCUGCCACUGCUGGUGGGUUCCACUUUGUGUCAUAGGGUGCUGUAUGGCCUCCCAUUGCUGCUGCCAGGCCCGUAAUCUGUCAUGGGCCCCUGUACCGCCUCCUCAUGCUGCUGCCAGGUCCAGAGUGUGUCAUGGGUCCCUGUACGGCCUCCCAUUGCUGCUGUCUCCAUCGCCACACUCUGCCAUGUGCCACUUUCAGGUCUCCUCACACUGCUGGUGGGUUCCAUUUUGUCAUAGGGUGCUGUAUGGCCUCCCAUUGCUGCUGCCUCCACCGCCACACUGUGGCUCCACACUCUGGUUUUGGCCCCGUGACUGCCCAAAUGAGUGAAGUGUGCGGUGAUUCUAAGAUCGACGGCACUCAUCUGCAUGUCAUACUG